GUCGUCAACGGUUUUUUCUCCAAUGGGCAGCCCGUGGUUCCUCGGACAGCUGUUGCGCAACAAAGGCAGCGGCGGACUGAAGAAGAGGAGCAGCAAUUAGGGACGCACAGGGAGCAGCAGCCAGAGCCUUCCAUCAGGAAUAAUCAAGAGCAAAACGGCAGUGAAGGGACUGAUGCUGUUUCCAGAAGAGCAGCACUUGGGGUAUGCAGGUGGAAUGGAACAUGGAGGGAAGGUGCAGAGAGGACAGUCACAAUGCAGUGCAGAGGAUUGCACAGGGAACGAACAGCCGGGUCAUCCCUCUCGGCACUGGCACUGACUUCUCUCGAACCUUCGGCUGGUCAGUUCUAUUCCCCACGCCACAGCAACCACCCAUCCACCAAGCUCUCACUGCUGCAUCAGCACUGCACCCCCCUGACCCUUCAUACCCCCACCCCCCUGGCUCCUAUCACCGCAGGGCAGCGCAGGGCAGUGGACGUGGGGCGAGUUCAGCUGCCAGCCUGUGCCGUGGACCGCUGCUUCAUCAACGUGGCCGAUGUGCACCUGAGUGCACGUGUGGGGCGGGAAGCAGUCUCUUUGAAGGCCCUGGGGCCUCUCUGCUACGCCGUGGCGGCUUUUAAAGCGUUUCCUAAGCACCGGAACUUAGACCUGUGCAUCAGGAAAGACAACGGCCCCUGGGAAACCCUGCCAGCAGUCACCACGAUCGCGCUGGGCAAUGCCAACUACUACGGGGGAGGGAUGAAGAUCUGUCCGCACGCGAAUCCCAGCUCGGGAUCCCUGGAUGUGGUAACCAUAUGCGGUUACACUGUGCUUGGGUUCAUCUUGCGGGGAUUGCACCUGUUUUCCGGCACCCACUUGGGCUUCAAAGGCGUAGAUAAUUACAGUGCCGAGGUGAUUGAAAUGAAGGUGGCGGCAGCAGAGGGUGACAAUAACGAGGCCAGCCAGGAGGUGUAUGUGGAAGGGGAUGGGGAGGCGCUGGGGCACCUGCCUGCAGUCUUCAGAGAGCUGGUGGUGUUGCGGGCUCGGGAGCUGGAGGCGCUGGAGCUGGAGGCGCUAGAGCUGGAGGCACUGGCGCUGGAGGCGCUGGAGCUGGAGGUGCUGGAGCUGGAGGCACUGGAGCUGGAGACACUGGAGCUGGAGGCACUCGAGAUGGAGGCACUGGAGCCGGAGGCGCUGGAGCUGGAGGUACUGGAGCUGGAGGCACUGGAGCCAGAGGCACUGGAGCUGGAGGCGCUGGAGCUGGAGGUCCUGGAGCUGCUGGAGGCACUGGAGCUGGAGGCACUGGCGCUGGAGGCGCUGGAGCUGGAGGUACUAGAGUCGGAGGCACUGGAGCUGGAGGCGCUGGCGCUGGAGGCGCUGGAGCUGGAGGUACUGGAGCUGGAGCAUCGUGAGCCUGCGUCUCGUCCUGUCUCCCCUGUUCGCGCUGGUCGCACCGCUCGUCGUGUCCCGCGUCCGCGUCCUCCUCCUGUGCCAGGCACUCACACUAUGGCACUUCGUCCUUCCUCUGCUCCACAGCGCGUCCCUCUGCCGUCUCCUCCUGCGUCCUCUCUUCCUGAGAUUCCUGACCCUGAGUCUGACCGUGUUCGUGCUGCCAGCCCCACAGUCAUGCGUCUCCUGGCUACUGUUGUCACUGACCCGUCGUUUGAGUCCACUGCUGCGUCUGCCUUAGUUGCUGAGCUUGUCGACUUUGCUGCUGCGUGUCGUCUAGACUACGCUGCCAGUCUUGUUGCUGAGUCUGAGUCUGUCUGUCCUCCGUCCGUCGGGGGUAAGUGUGCUCUUGGCACGGACGUCCUUGAGGACAGGCAGGAGGACUUUGAGUGUCUUGCGGCUGUUGUACCUCAUCUCGUGGCCUGGCUGCUUGCACCUGAGGGAGACCCGGAUGCACUGGACAUCCCGACCCCGCGCUCUUACGCAGAGGCGAUCUCGGGUCCCUACUCCUCUCAGUGGCAGACAGCCAUGGACGCAGAGAUGGCAUCUUGA
Molecule: messenger RNA, 1977 nt
Organism: Closterium sp. Yama58-4
Lineage: Eukaryota; Viridiplantae; Streptophyta; Zygnematophyceae; Desmidiales; Closteriaceae
Source: the annotation of a GenBank genome assembly